Messenger RNA from Sardina pilchardus (European sardine), 2622 nucleotides. RefSeq names its product glycerophosphocholine cholinephosphodiesterase ENPP6-like. Gene Ontology annotation, cellular component: plasma membrane. NCBI's taxonomy places the organism in Eukaryota, Metazoa, Chordata, Actinopteri, Clupeiformes, Clupeidae. Bases 130 to 1461 code for a protein of 443 amino acids. The record is from RefSeq and is a predicted model, not a curated record. The transcript is spliced from 8 exons. Gene Ontology annotation, biological process: lipid metabolic process; choline metabolic process. Gene Ontology annotation, molecular function: glycerophosphodiester phosphodiesterase activity.
CCUCUAAAUCUGAGGGUUCAAGCAGCUCCACAUCACAAGUAGAUGCUCUCGUUACGCUGCGAUCGAGUAGCGUGUGUCGGUGGACAAUCGGUUGACUCGUGAGAGUUGACUCCCGUGGGACCGGUCAUCAUGACAAAACUCACGACGCUAUCUUGUGCAUUCAUUGCCGUCGUUCUCGUCCUCUCAAAGUCCUGCGACGCGAGUCACAAACUUUUAGUGUUUCUCAUUGAUGGAUUCCGCUUUGACUACAUGGACGAUUUGCAGAAACUACCAGGAUUUAGGGAGAUCGUAGAAAACGGCGUCAAGGUGGAUUAUAUGACGCCAGAUUUUCCAAGCCUCUCCUAUCCCAACUACUACUCGCUCAUGACAGGGCGAUACUGCGAAGUGCACCAUAUGACGGGGAACUACAUGUGGGAUGAGAACUCCAAUAAGGAAUUCCUGAUCGGCCUCAACCAGGACAGCCGCCUGCCUCUGUGGUGGGAUGGAUCGGAACCUCUGUGGGUGACCAUGCAGAGACUGCAAAAGAAGGUCUACAUGUACUACUGGCCAGGUUGUGAAGUGGAGAUUCUUGGAGUUAGAUCGGAAUUCUGUGAAGAGUAUGUCUACGAUCCUUCUGAGAAGAACUUAACAGAGUCGAUUGAGAAGGCUCUCAAUGUAUUAAAAGAUGGCAAAGCAGACAUGGCUGGUGUCUACUAUGAGAAGAUCGAUGUGGAGGGCCAUCACUAUGGUCCCCGGUCUCCCCAGGUGCAGAAUGCUGUGACCAGGUUGGAUGCGGUCUUUCAGACCCUUAACCAAAAAAUCAAGGACAAGGGUAUGGCCGGAAACCUAAACGUCAUCAUGUUCUCUGACCAUGGAAUGACUGACAUCAAGUGGAUGGAGAAAGUUAUUGAGCUGGAUAAUUUCAUAAACAUGUCUGACGUCAAGAUGAUGGACAGGGGCCCUGUUGUGAACCUCUGGCCAAAGCAAGACAAGUUUGACGAGAUAUACCGAGUCCUCAGUACUGUAGAGAACAUGAGAGUUUACAGCAGGGACGAGUUCCCUGAUCGUUUCCACUACAAAGGGGGCAAGUUUGUCUCAACUCUCACUCUUGUGGCUGAGCCUGGCUGGUUUAUCACAGAGAACAAAGCCAAACUGCCGUACUGGAAGAAUGACACCGAAGUGGCACAGGCUUGGCAGCACGGCUGGCAUGGCUACGACAACGAGUUUGUGGACAUGAGGGGCUUUUUCAUGGCACAGGGACCUGACUUCAAGAAAAACUACCGGGCUGAACCAAUCCGAGCAGUCGACGUGUAUAACCUCAUGUGCCACACCUUGGACAUCAAGCCCCUCCCCAACAACGGCUCGUGGUCGCGCGUGGAGUCCAUGCUGCUCGGGGCGUCCAGCGCGGUCCAGCCCAGUCUCCUGAACAGCUGUUUUCUGAGCGUAUUAGCCCUAGCCCUCCUUUUUUAUCUACAGGCCUAGAACCUCACAGAACUUUAUCUCAUUCUCCUUCUCCUCUUCCUGUGUUGUACUCCUGCGCUCCCUCAAAGUGUACACUGCCCAUCCACACAGACCUGUGUGUUUUACUCAUGCAUGCUUCAUAUACUGUAUGGCACCCCUAAAUGGUUCUUUAAACCAUUUUGAAGAGUUAAUCAAAGGAACCCCUAACGGUUCUUUAAAGCCUGUAUGGUUCUAUGUAGCACCCCAAGAACCUUUUUUUUUAAGAGAGUACUUUGCCAGUUUGUAACCAGAUUUUCUUGGACAACAUGGCUGUUAGGGUGCUGCUGCUGUAGAUGCACUGAAUGAGGGGGGGGGGGGGGACUCACACUGGGAAACAGCUGUUUUGUGUGUAGUUUUGCAAAAUAUGUAGCCUGGGUUUUCCCAUACUGCCUUGCGCGGUGAUUUCAAUCCCGCUGCUAAGCCAGUCUGGAAACUAAGGCCCAAAUGUUCGCCUGAUGUUGGCGAACCAAUCACAGAACAUCCGAGAAGUUUCCGUUGCCCUCUUGCGUAUACAUUCGACGACAAAGGAUUUACGGCAGCCCUUAGCGUUGCAUACGAACGAGUUGGGUGAGCUAUGCGUAUUUGAUAGACAUCCGUGGCGCCCAAUGAACGGAUCUGGGCAUUUUUUCAAAUACGAGAAAAUGAACGUCUGGUUGCCAGACCACGUCUCAUUUGAGAAGUGGUAGGCGUUAGCCAGGCUACAAAAUAUGCAUAUCUGGUACAUCAUUUUUUAUGCAUAAUUCUAUGUAGCACUUUAACAUUUAGUGCUUUUAAUUGAAGUUGAAUUUGUUGCAGAUUGUAAACAAUUGAUGGGUCAUUUUGUAAUUGCUACAAAUACACUGUCGUGUAGAUGUAGUUGGUAGAUGGUAAAAGUAUGGCACUGUAAUAUGACAUCAAGAGGUUUUUGCCAAAAUUUCGCCAAAUUUUCAUGUUUGGUUUGAUCAAGCUUGACCCUCUAUCUUGUACCUAUUAAUUUUUGAUAUAUGUAUUCUGUGAAUGUUUUGUAUGAAAAAGAAAAUCACCUUUUGUUACUUUUUGUUAAAAAUAUGCCAAGGAACCAUGCUUUUGAAUGUAAUAAUACUGUAUUCACAUUGAAAUUGAUACUUUUUUCAUAAUGGAUUUCCCUACUUCUUUAUCUCCAAA